AUGAGCUCCCCGGACAGGACGGCUCCUCGUCGACCGAAUGGCCGCCUCCAAGCAUGCGAUCCGUGCCGGAGACGCAAGGUUGCCUGUGAUCACACACAGCCGGUAUGCAACCGAUGCCGAGCAAGAAACCAGGCUGGAAACUGUGUCUACCUGGUCGGCGACUCGAAGCCGACGCCGUCGAAUAAAACCAGCAGCUCGUUUGACUUCAACACGGCGCCUUCACGCACAGUCUCGGAGGACACGCAGCCACCCGCCCGCAAGUCAAGACACUUGCACGCUGCGUCAUCUUCUCGGGACAUGUCGUCUGCUUCUGCCUCUGGAUCAGGCUUCCUCGGCGCAACCAGCCACUCGGCAGUGUACGAUGAGACGACCCAAACGCUGUCCAUGCUCCAGGGUUUCCAAGCUUGCCUGCCCGUACCGGGGGAGGCACGACAGAGGCAGCGACCCGCGGAUGUGUCGUCGGACGUAUUACUCUCUCCCACGCGAGAAAUGUGCCUGGUUGUGCUGCGCAGCAUCCCGAGCCCUCCGCCAGGGCCCAUUGCAUUGAGAAUGUCACCUCAUCUGUACGACGGGUGGGCUCCGGUGGCUGCGCAGCGCAUUCUCGAGUCUCUCUACGGCCGCUUUGGCAAAUAUCUCGGCGCAAACCGCGUCGACUCCCAGCUCGAGGAGAUUGCCACGACGCUCAGCAACAACACGCUGCGGCCCUUCUCCGACAACGUCCGGGACCCGGAGGAGUGGAUUUCCCAGCUCUCGGGGCCGAACCUGCGCUGGGAGUCGCUCGGGCUCCUGUUCACCUUUAAAGAGCUCGGCGAGGACCGCAGCUGGGCGACGCAGCGAGGCGUGUCGGGCGAGAGCCUCAGCAAACACUGGCCCGAGGUAUCCCGGGUCUGCCUCGGACUGUCCAUCGACCUGGCGCGCAGGUUCUCAGACGGCAACAGCAUCCUGCUGCUGCUGUGCACGCGGCGCGCCAUUGCGGAAUCCGUCAUUAUGGGAGAUGCCAGUCUUUCUUGCUGGCGAGCCAUGUCCGAGUCUACUUCUCUGCUGACGUUUCUCGGCCACCACGCCGAGUCGCCGUCGCCGACGUACGAGCCGUGCCUGAGCUCGGAGACGCGCCGCAGGGUGGCCGCGCACGUCUUCAUCCUGGACAAGGUCAUCGUCUUGUUCACGGGACGCCCGCCGCAAAUCAGCCGGCGGUACAUUUCGACCCCCCUGCCGCUGGACCUCGACGACGAGGAGCUGCUGGGCGGCGAGGCGGCCAUUGCCUCGUCGGUGCGCGCGCUCGACGAAAACGGCUGGAACACCAAGGGCGGGCUGUACGCGGCCACGUCCCUCCGGUGCCGCUUGCAGAUUGCCCUGCUGCGCGACGAGCUUGUCGAAAUCGCCGUCGGCAACUGGAAAGAGACUUCGGUCGAGGCCCUGUUGCAGUUGAAGCGUCGAGAGACGGACACGGUGGCCGGCUUCCCCGACUCGGUCGCGUAUCGCGACGGCGAGUUUGACGACCCCCUGGCCGACAUGGAGCGCGUGUACGCCCGGCUCAUCAUCAAGCUGGAGCACCUGCAGAACCUGUUUGUCGUGGAGCGGCUGCUGUCGCGGCGCGGCCACCACGACGAGGGCGAGCUCCUGGCGACGAGCUUCGAGCUCGUGUCGCGCACGCUGCUCUUCUGGACCAACAAGGACCGCUUCGGCAUGGCUCGCGCAGACUUUGCCUGGCUGGUGAUGGCGUAUGCCACGCCCGGCGGCGGGAUCCUGUGCAUGGAGCUCCUGAAGCCGACCUUUGGCGGGCGGCAUGGGAGGAAUCCCAAGAUGACGCGGUCCGGCAUCAUUCAGCAGCUGAGCCUGCUGGUUGGGUUUUUGGACUGGAUCGGCCCCGGCGGCCCCAACGGCGAGCUCUGCGCAAACUGCAGCUCCGUGAUCCAGCUCGUGCUGGAUCACACGUUGAACGCGCCAGAGGAUGAGCGCUGGCCGCCGGUGAGCCUGGAUGCCAUGCAGCUGGACUUUAAUUUUGAGCUGUUUGACACGUUUGACUGGCUGAGGCCGGACACGCUACUGUGA
Messenger RNA from Metarhizium brunneum ARSEF 3297, 2052 nucleotides. RefSeq lists its product as uncharacterized. Lineage: Eukaryota; Fungi; Ascomycota; Sordariomycetes; Hypocreales; Clavicipitaceae. Gene Ontology annotation, biological process: DNA-templated transcription; regulation of DNA-templated transcription. Gene Ontology annotation, cellular component: nucleus. Gene Ontology annotation, molecular function: DNA binding; zinc ion binding; DNA-binding transcription factor activity, RNA polymerase II-specific. The record is from RefSeq and is a predicted model, not a curated record.